Messenger RNA from Protopolystoma xenopodis, 639 nucleotides. The record is from the annotation of a GenBank genome assembly. Lineage: Eukaryota; Metazoa; Platyhelminthes; Monogenea; Polystomatidea; Polystomatidae.
UUGCUCAUAUCGAGCAUUCAUAAGACAAAAUUACACAUUUUCUCCUUACCUAGUUCACAAACUGUAGCUUGGCUUUCCGAUGAAGCAUAUCAACGCUGGCGUCUCCUCCGUCCUUCAUCUAAGGCUCUAACCAGUUAUUCAAAUCAACAGCGCAUUACUCUGCACACUUUAGAUGGCACUAUUCUUCUGCCCGCAGAUCGUUUGGUCUCUGUGCUUCCAGGACUGACUCUUGGCUCCUCAAAUCGACUGAUGGCCGGCGGUAGCGGCUCCUUAGUCAUAGAAUUGCUCGCUGAAAUAGUAAUGGAUUCUGGUGUGUUUACGAUAGUUAAGCUCAAAAAAAAUCUCCCCUAUCCUACCCAGGCCUCUUCUCUCCCUAUACCACUUGAGGCAUUCGCACAAAAAGAUUUGACUUCUGAGCAAUUCUUUCAGCAAUCAAUGUUCACCUCGCAGGAGCUGACAAGACUAGUGUCUCAUGCUCGUCAGACAAGUAAACUAAUUCUUUCGCUUCUCGGACUAGGUGACCAAGUCUGUAUGCAGGUUUUUAAACGUCUGCUUGGCUUUGACUCUUCAACAAACAUGAGUACUUUACAACCAGAAUCAUGCUCUCCGAAUCUUACUGAAAUACAUCUGGAUGGUUAG